UUGUCACUUUCCGUCUUCUUCCGGAGCGGCGUUGCUCGACCCUGCACUGAACGCUGAUAUUUCGCCACCUUUGGCAAGCUAAUCGUCCAUUUCAGUCUUAUACAACACGUGUGAGUUGCGUGUCUUUGGCCACUCUGAGCUCUCCCUGAUGGGCGGCUGGUCCCGCAGUGCUGUGCUGCAGCUGUACCGAGCUCUGCUCCGUGCAGGCCAACAUCUACAGUACACUGACCGAGACUACUACCGGCGUGUAGUGACCCGAGAGUUCAGGCGCUGUCAGACCCUCAGCGCCCCGGCAGAGAGGGAGGACGCGCUCAAGAGAGGCCAGUUCUUCCUCAACAGCGGCCUGGGAGAUUUGGUGUAGAACAACUGGGCCAUCUGCAUCAAGACACUGGAGGGUAAAGAUCGAUGGCAGGAGUGAACGGGGAUCGCAAGGGGAAGAAAGAUGACAAUGGGCUGGGCACAGCGAUCGACUUUGUGCUCUCUAAUGCAAAGCUGGUGCUGGGAGUGGGGGGAGCUGCCAUGCUGGGCAUCGCCACACUCGCCGUUAAAAGAAUGUACGAUCGAGCUCUCAGUGCCCCAUCCAGUCCCACAAAAGCAGACCCAUCAGGACGGAGAAGCUGGGAGGAGCCGAGCUGGUUGGGGUCAUCUCCACGCACACUGAACCAUGACAUGAAACAAAAUGUCAGUCGCUCAUUGCAGACACUGCCCACCUCCUCCAGCUCUUUCAAGCCAGAUUCUUUGCAUCGUGGUUUGGCUCGUGGUGGUCGUCCUGCUAAGGCUGAGCUCCAGAGGGCACGGCUGCGUCUCUCUCUGCAGGAACACCUCUGGGCCUUCUUUCAUGAGCGAGUGACGAUCCCCUCAGAAGAGCAGUCAGUCGCCCGUCGUGCUGCGUUGGACAUCUGUGCAGAGCUCAGAGUCUUUCUCCAUGCCAAAUUACCUGAUAUGCCCCUACGAGAAAUGUACCUGAGUGGCAGUCUGUACGAUGACCUCCAGGUAGUGACUGCUGAUCAUGCCCAGCUCAUGGUUCCCCUGAUCCUGGAGAAGAAUCUCUGGUCGUCGAUUCCUGGCGAGGACACCAUCAUGAAUAUUCCUGGCUUCUCGUUGGUUCGGCGUGAAAACCUGGAGUACUUUCCCCGAGGUAGCAGCUACUGGGACCGUUGCAUGGUGGGUGGCUACCUUUCCCCAAAGAGCGUUCUAGAAGUCUUCGAGAAGCUCGUCGCGGGUUCCAUCAAUUGGCCCGCCAUCGGUAGUGUUUUAGAUUACGUCAUUCGUCCUGUGGUUCCAUCGGAAACGCUCACUCUAGAAGUGCAGUACGAAACGGACCGCCGGCUGUAUGUGGACUUCCUCCCAUUGCUUGUCAUGGAGGAUGGCGUAUCGUUGAUCGCCAAACCGCAUCGAUUGGCUGCAGAAAGACACGAAAACCUGUGGCGGCAGAGCUUUCGCGUGGCAGAAACGGCAAAGUUGCGCGCACUUGAUCAGGAAGACGCCGGGUGCCGUUCGGUGUGUCUUAAAAUCCUUAAAGCCGUGUGUAAACUGAAUCCAGCGCUGGCCAGGUUGAACGCAAGCCAGCUCACGAAUGCAAUCCUUCUCCUGAGUGACCAGGAGGGCGAUUGGACUCAAGAGGCGCUCGCCGACCGUUUCAUGCAGCUUCUUCGUGCGCUAGUGGGACAUUUAGAGGCUGGGAGGAUGCCUUGCACCUUAAAUCUAAAAGUCAAUCUGUUGUGCGAGUUAACACCGCAGGAAAUAGAUGAACUGGGAUACACACUCUACUGCGCGCUGUCUGAUCCUGAGAGCCUUUUGAGAACUGUUUAAUCAAUGCAUGCACACACACACACACUACCACUGUUUCCACGCAAGCUGAUACACAAUCCAAAAUAAUUCUUAUGUCACGUCAUUUUCACACUUUUAUAUUUUUCAAUUAUACCAUGGUUAAUUGUCUUCAGGUAAAUCUGUCUAUUUUUUACAGCAUGGCAAAUCUCAUUUAGGAGUUUUAGGCUUUGCUGAUUCACACUUCAGUGUCAUGAAGAUUAUAUAUUUAUCUAGUGGAGGAUCAGAUUAUCAUUUUAGUGAUCCCUAUGUGAUAUUUUUUUAUAAAUUCAUGCAUCGUCUUCUCUUGUUUCAAUUUUUACCAAAAAUGCAAAGGGUUUCAGUGGAGGUCAUUUCACUUAUGUCUGAUUUAUAAAAUGUUGAUUUGAGGUAUUAUGGUUUGGUGUUUUGUCAGAUUUAGUUCCUGUUUUCAUUAAAAUGCUUUCAUAUUGAGUGAUUUCAGAGUAAUAUAUACAUGUUUAACACAGGAAGCAGGUCUAGGUUAUUCAGAUAGUAGGUUUCUUUGUUUUUUUUUAUGACUUUCCAGUCACUUUUCAUGAACAGAAAUGACAAUGUUGCAUAAUAGAUUAUUAUUUUUAAUAACAUUUUUGAAGUAUGAAGUUAAGGAACACUAUUUAAAAUGAGUACAAUUGUCCAAAUAUUUUCCACUUAGUUUCUGUUCACUAUUUAAAAUGAACUACAAAUUACUGUAUAAUUUAAUUUAAAACAAUGUUCAUUUGCUCCUGUGCUCUUCUCACCCCAUUUUGUGCCAUUUAAAACAUGUUCAUUACCUGUAAGCAGCUGUGUUAUGUCAGAGUGAUAUGUAAAGAUUAUUUGUCAGUAAUGUAGCAUACAUUGAUUAUAUUUAGCUACGUUCUAUGAAUUAUCUUUCAAAUCUGCUAAAAAAUGUUCCGUGGGAUGUGUGAUGUUAUUAAAAUGAUUAAAACAGGCGAUUAAAUACUGCUGAAAUCAGGUGUCCCUUAUCAAAGAGCUGAUUUGUUGUAUUAAAGCUGUCUAAUGAACCAAGACAAACCUGCAGACGUUUUUUAAAAGGAUAUUUCACCCAAAAAUUAAAACUGAUACUUUUGCUCAAACUCAAAAUAUUCUAAACCUUAUAGCUGCUGUGUAAAACAAAAGAUAUUUUGGAGAAUGUUCGUGAACUAAACAAUUGAUAAUAACCGGUGGUCUUAAGUCAGUGGCUCCCAUCAACCACUUGGUUACCAGCAUUGUUCGAAAUAUCUUUGAAAGAAGCUCAUACAUGUUUGUAUGGGACAAAAGCAGUGUAAAAUGAUAUCUGAGUUAACUGUUUUUGAACAAACGGUCCUUUUAAAUCUAGAAUUUAAAUAUUUUGGGAAAAAUCUUGGUUUUCUGAAGCCGUGUGGAUUAUAAGGAAUGUUUGGAAGAACAGAAAGGUAUUGUGUGCAAAAAUUCAUAGAGAUCUUUUAGUAUUUUUGUACCGAUUGUACAGAUAUAACCAAAAACAGGCGUGAAACUAUUUAUGUAUAUCUUCUGAUCGUACCUUUAUGUGCUUGUAGAGUCAUUUGAUUGAACAAAAAUAUAAAACAGGCAACGUCCGCGUUAGGAAAUGCCAAAACUCGCAGGAGAUCAUGUGUUCAUGUACCGAAGCGUUUCAUUUGCUUGCGUAACACUUGUGUGAUGUAGCAGAUGCACAUUUACCUAGCGAAUGAUGCGAGCGAGCAGCACCGGAUCCAAAGUAGAUCUGCAGUUCAGCUUGGCCUAGUGCUGUGUGCAUGUGACGCUUGUGUUACUUGUUUCAUCAUUUCCUGUCUGGUGGAUUUUAUUUUUAUUAAACAGCACUUUGUAUUGGUUGUCAUGUAAGAGUGUUUUGUGCCUCUGGUCUCUGUAAUACAGAGCAAAGGAUGAAAAUAAAAUAGAAUGGUGUGAA
Molecule: messenger RNA, 3712 nt
Organism: Danio rerio (zebrafish)
Lineage: Eukaryota; Metazoa; Chordata; Actinopteri; Cypriniformes; Danionidae
Source: RefSeq, a predicted model, not a curated record